Ectocarpus sp. CCAP 1310/34 is the source of this 2168-nucleotide messenger RNA. The record is from the annotation of a GenBank genome assembly. Lineage: Eukaryota; Phaeophyceae; Ectocarpales; Ectocarpaceae.
AGUCUAUCGCUCUACCCUCUUUCCCUCUCGCACUCUUCGGCUGUCGCAGGGCCGGAGCGCCCGCUGCACUCGUCGUCGCGCGGCUCGCCAUCAUCCCAAGGGUCUCUACCGUGCCGUGCCGAUAAACAACAGAGAUCCGAAAGUUGGAGAGCGGGAGCGCAGGGCGGAGCAGGGCGGGCGGGGCUACGAAAGCUGAACUCGAGAGCCAUCCAUCCAUCAUGUCCAUAAGGCGGCGGGACUCCCCCCCUGCUUCUUCUUCUGCCUGCCGGCCGGAGGAGGAAGAGGAGGAGGAGGAGCCUUUGGCAGUAGGGGAAGGCGGCGGCGGCACCAUGGACACGGAAGAACCCAGAACCCCCGUUCAAAGCGGCGGCGGCGAUGAUGAACUGGCUGUUGCACGUGCCACUGCUGCCGCCGCCGCAGCAGCAGUAGGCCGAACUGCCACCAGCAGUCCUCCGCAGCCGCGGCCCGUCGCCGACCUCCCUCGGGGCUCGCCCGAGUCUUCUCCUGCUCCUCCUCCUCCUGCUGCUGCUCCCCCCGCGUUUGGUUCUCCCAGCCACCGCGCCGAUAGCAGCGACUCCGCCAUGAGCACCAGGAUCGCCACGCGCCUGGCCAUUGCCCACAACAACGCCGCCGCCCGCAGGCGUCACGCGAGGCUGCUCGACGCCAGGUCCAUGAGGAGGAGCAUUACAGCCUCGCUGCGGCCAGGGGUGGGCGUGGAAUCUCACCCGCCCGCUCUUCUUCCGGCAGUGGCCAUCGCCACCGCCGACAACGAUGCCGCCGGAUCCUGCAGCAGCAGUAGUAGUGCCUUGACCGCCGCGAGAUAUGGUUGGACCCGUCAGGUAGGCGAAGCGAGGGCGGCGGCGGCGGGUGUCGGCGGCGGCAUGAUGACGGGAAGCAUUACCGAUGACAACGACGACGACGACGACACCGACACGGUUGCGGUGGGUGCUGUCGCCACCGAAGGAGCAGAAGAUGAUUCUGAUUUCGGUGGCACGACCGCUGCCAACGGGGAUGGCGAUAUCGCCAACAGCGGGGGUACUUCUUCCGCUGCUGUUCCCGGCGGGGCGGAAGCGUGGGUGAGAGCGGGCACAGCGAGGGCGGCUGUGGCGGUGGCAUCACCACCCGGCCCGACCAGGAGGGGCGGCGGCGGCGGCACCACGGCGAUCGACGGCGGCGAUGCGGGAGGAGUAGCAGCCGGUCAAGUGGCGGCGAUAGCCGCCGCAGCAGGAGAAACAGGGGCGGCAGCAGCAGCAGCAGCAGCAGCAGCAGCAACAGGGGAUACCAACAACAACAGUGCUGGCACCAACAGCAGUAGAUCGGCGGCGGGGGUAUCGGCGAUAUCGGCGAGGGUUCACCAGCUGCACAAGGCUAGCGUGGUCGGAGACCUUGCCGCAAUCUCUCGGUUCAUCAAGGACGGGGGCAACCUCGAGGCUCAGAGCUUUUGCGGUCGGACGGCGCUACACUACGCCGCUUUCUACGGCCAUGCGGACGUAGCGCGCGCUCUCAUCCUCGGCGGGGCCAACGUCUCCUCGAGGGGAGGAGGAAACUCCACCCCGCUUCACUUCGCGGCUUGGGGGGGAAACAAGCCCGUCGUCCGCCUACUGCUGGACUACGGCGCGGACGUCGAGGCACGCGAUACGGAGGGCAACGCUGCCCAGGCGUACUCGGAGGACGAGGAGCUGUACGAGAUGCUGGCGCGGGCGCGCCGCCGGCUGUUCCCGAUGCCGACGGCCGUCCUUGCAGACGCCGUGGAGAGGCGUCCGGUCGCCGCCCUCGGCGUCUACGCCGCCGUGCUGGCGGCGGCCCUCGUCGCCGCCAGCACCCUCGCCGUGUCUCUGGCCACCCCUGGCACCGGCGUCGGCGGCGUCGGCGGCGGCCUGGUGCGAUCGGCCGCUGCUAGCGCCGCCGCCGCUUCCGACCUCGCCUCCUCGCACCUGUGGUUUUCGUUCAUUGGCGGGGGCGGCGGCGGGAAGGUGGCCGACGCGGCCACUGCAGCGGCCGCGGCGGCCGCGGCGGCGGCGACGACCGGUGCGGGGGGGGGAGCGGUGCCGUCGGCUGUGUUCUGGACGGCGUUGCCGGCCGCCCUGCUGCUGGGCAUCGCGCCGGCGGUUUGCUUUGCGGUCGGGUUCAAGAGGAGGACGGACGCGCUCUGGAAAAGAACGUCGUGA